Molecule: messenger RNA, 281 nt
Organism: Merops nubicus (carmine bee-eater)
Lineage: Eukaryota; Metazoa; Chordata; Aves; Coraciiformes; Meropidae
Gene: CXCL14
Product: chemokine (C-X-C motif) ligand 14
Exons: 3
Biological process (GO): cell chemotaxis; antimicrobial humoral immune response mediated by antimicrobial peptide
Cellular component (GO): extracellular region
Molecular function (GO): chemokine activity
Source: RefSeq, a predicted model, not a curated record
AUGAAGCUCCUGCCGGCGGCUUUGCUCCUGCUGUUCCUCGCCAUGUGCAUAGCCAGCGCGGAAGGGGUAAAGUGCAAGUGUUCAAGGAAAGGUCCUAAAAUAAGAUUCUCCAACGUACGGAAGCUGGAGAUAAAACCAAGGUACCCGUUUUGUGUGGAAGAGAUGAUCAUCGUGACCCUGUGGACACGGGUGAGAGGGGAGCAGCAGCACUGCCUGAACCCCAAACGUCAGAACACAAUCAGGCUGCUCAAGUGGUACAGAGUAUGGAAAGAGAAAGGCAG